This is a messenger RNA of Centropristis striata (black sea bass), 2950 nucleotides long. RefSeq names its product forkhead box H1 (gene foxh1). Gene Ontology annotation, biological process: regulation of DNA-templated transcription. Bases 199 to 1725 code for a protein of 508 amino acids. Gene Ontology annotation, molecular function: sequence-specific DNA binding; DNA-binding transcription factor activity. NCBI's taxonomy places the organism in Eukaryota, Metazoa, Chordata, Actinopteri, Perciformes, Serranidae. The record is from RefSeq and is a predicted model, not a curated record. The transcript is spliced from 4 exons.
UAGUGAAGCUAUCAGACCUGGAAAACAAGCCCAAGAAGUUUGUGUUUUACUGAAAAUAUAACAAAAGCUGCAAACCCAUGUGAGUCAGCCUGGAGCCAGCAGUCUGCCAGAAGUUAAGGACCGACUCUUUGACCUCCCUCCCCCUCUCCGUGCUCCUGUCCGAACGUGCGGGGCCUAUCUCCCCCCUGGUUGAUCAGCAUGACAAAGCACUGGCCGGAGCAGAUCCUCUUGCCAGCGCCAGCUCUGUCCCACCUUGGAGAACAUCACGACCAUCAACUUGACUUCCACAGAAAUGCGCAGCACAGUAUUCCUACCAGCGUCGUAGCGCGGAGCUCUCCAGCCCAACAUUGGCCUCAGCACCUGGCUCAGAUGGUUCCCCAGCAGUUGUCGCGCUUGAAGAAACCCACAGCGCGCAACGAACACCUCACUGCAUUCAUGGAUAAAGUCGUGCCACCGGACUCAUCAUACUCGAAUCCUCAAGAUGCCCACUGUAAACAGGAAACUAUUACCCGGGAUUCUUGGAACAGUGAAGAAGAGAAGAAGAGCAGCAGCAGCGGUGGGAAGAAAAAGAACUAUCAGCGGUAUCCAAAACCACCGUACUCGUACCUCGCUAUGAUUGCGAUGGUGAUCCAAAGAUCCCCAGAGAAGAAACUCACGUUAUCCGAGAUCCUCAAAGAGAUCAGUACUCUGUUCCCUUUCUUCAAAGGAAACUACAAGGGCUGGCGGGACUCUGUGCGGCACAACCUCUCCUCUUAUGACUGCUUUGUGAAGGUGCUGAAGGACCCGGGGAAGCCUCAGGGCAAAGGUAACUUCUGGGCCGUGGAGUUGAGCCGUGUUCCUCUAGAGCUCCUAAAGAGGCAAAACACGGCUGUGUCACGCCAGGAUGAGACAAUAUUCGCCCAGGAUCUGGCACCCUACAUCCUACAGGGACACAAGCCAGAAUCUGAGCCACCCCCUGCCCUAGUCACCCCCCUCCCUGACAACCCCUCCCCACCACAGGAGGACUUGUUCCGACCCAAGCUGGACUCAUCCUUCGCCAUCGACUCACUCUUACACAGCCUGCGGCCACCGAGUGCCCCUGGGGAUGUGGAGGUGUCCAGCAGGGACUGCUGGGGUAAGGUGGAGCGUCCUCGCGCCUCACCACCUUCACGACCUCGCUACGCCUCCUCUGCCCGUAGUGCCUCGGCCAGCUCUGCCAGUCCAGCCUCCACCUCCUCCUCUGAUGAGGAAUGGAAAGGGAUGCCUCUGUCUGGAAAGCGUGUUCCUCUUGAUGGUGAAGCUGGAUCAGACGGGUAUGAGGACUACAGACCCCCACUGCACAAAUCAGCCCGACGAGAGACUGUUGCACCUCCGUGGGAGCUCCCUACCUCCUAUGCCAAAUACGCUCCCCCCAAUGCUGUUGCCCCACCUAGCAUGCGGUUCAACGGAAGUCCCCUAAUGCCCCUACAUGGCGGACUUCCCCUUUACGGCUACAGCAGCUCUCCUGUGGCACCCGGUCACUUCUUGGGUCAUGCCUAUUGGCCCAUCCUCCCCAGCAGACGAGUUUCUGUCCAAGCCCCUCCCCACAUCAUGGACCUGGACAAUAUGUUGCAAUCUGUUCCUCCGAACAAGAGUGUGUUUGACGUUUUAGUACCAACCAAUCAGAACUCUCACCCACAUCAUCAACCACCCAGUCAGUACACCCUGCAAAAUGGGCCUCCACUCAACCGGUAUCCUCAGUACUGACUCUGAAAUACUGACUGAAACUGCCACACUGUCACUCAAAAAUGCACAAAUGCUUACCCACUAUGAUUCAGGAUGGGAGGUUUAAUCAAAAUCCACAAAGGGAAUUUGCACUUUCUGUGCAAAUUCUUCAAAUCCAGUCUCAAUCACUACCUCCAGGCCAUGACACUACAGAUGGGAAACUGAUGGAUUCAUGUUUUUAACAAGAUAUAGUGGAGUCAGCCUUUUUUUUUUUUUUUUUUUUAAGGUCAAGAUUUUCAACACCUUCUCGUUUCCUAUCAAAGUGCAUUACUCAGUUUCAUUGGAGCUAUACAACAAAACAAAUAUCUACCUCAAUGGCUUUUUAAUGAACUGAAGUCUUUGCACUGCCAAUCCAGUUUGCACUGUUUACUAUUGGCAUGAAUUUGCUUUCCUACAGAAAUUGCUUUUGCAUGUUGUCUACCUAUUGUGACUUCUGAAUGUAUUGCUGGAUUUAAUCUUGAAUUCUACAGUCAGUUUUUAAAUUUGAAAUAUCAAAUGCAAUAUCUUUCUUUACAGUUUACUCUGCCGGCAGAAUGUAGAAUUGUUAGGUAAAUAAGGAGCAUCAUUUCAGUGAAAACCUCUGUAUUUUGUCCUUUUUGUGUGUACAGAUGAAUGUAUGCCUCUAUUGUAUUAUUUGUGACUUUUAGUCCAUUUGUCCAGAUGAUAAAACAUACAGGUCCCAUCAUUUACCGUAAAGUUUUUUUGCUGUCUUAAAUGUUAAGUGUCUUUUUCAUUUUUAUGUGUCUUACUGUUUUUCACAUGACAAAACAAUCUAAGAAAAUGAGCUAAAUUUUGGAUACAAUUCUGUGAAAAUGCUGUAUGUUCUCAGGACACUGGGGACAAUCAGAGACUAUACCAUCACCAGUCUCUACCUCAGGUUUAAACGGGCUAAGAUGUUUACUGUGGACACUGCACUGCCAGUUAUUUGCACUAUUUUUGUGUCAUUAUGAUCAUCUUCCAAAGGAAAUUGCUUGUAAAUGUUUGCCUACCUCGACAGGUGAAUGUUUUUGUUUUUUUACGCCAUUUUGCCGUGGUCUUGUUAAGGUUUGUACAGAGCUGAGCUGAAGAAAACAGCUCAGCAGUUUAAAGUAUCAAAAGAAGGUUAUGGAGUUGAACAGGGUAUGUAAUAAAAUGAUGUUUAUUUUAAUAGUACUGCUCAGUGUUGUACAUGACAAUAAGUUAACUAAAUCUUUACUUUUUUGUGGUU